Molecule: messenger RNA, 1162 nt
Organism: Mercurialis annua (annual mercury)
Lineage: Eukaryota; Viridiplantae; Streptophyta; Magnoliopsida; Malpighiales; Euphorbiaceae
Product: protein FATTY ACID EXPORT 1, chloroplastic
Exons: 6
Coding region: 249-896 (215 amino acids)
Cellular component (GO): membrane
Source: RefSeq, a predicted model, not a curated record
UUUUAUUUACUCUGCCAUAGCCAGAAUAAGCAAGAGUGGAAAAUUUCGUUUAUGCCAUUGCCAGCAUCAGCAACAGUGAAGAAGAAAAGUCAGAUUGAACUUUAAAUUUUCAUUUCUUCCUCCCCAUCUUAAUUUUCGUUAGCAGUUAAUUAAACGAAACCCCUAAUCGUCGCCGCCGUCGUCGUCUUUUCAGCGACGCACUGUAACUCCGUCGCCUAUUCAAUCUCGAUCGAUCAAUCGAUCAAUCAAUGGCGGCAUCAGCACCAACAAUUUCUCAGCUUUCUUCUUCCUUCUCGUUUUCAUUCAACCGUAAUCUCCAAUUCCACCUCCGUCAACGUUCCAUUUUCUUUCCGCCGCUUCCUCUGUCUCGCUCCUCCAAGUUAUCGACUGUAUUGAGGAGUAGCGGUGGUGUUGAAGGCCUAAGAGGCGGAGAGGUUUCGAAUUCGGAGGUAUUAAUAUCAGAGGCAGAUGCAAUGAGUAGUGAGCCAGCUAAUGAGAAGGCAUAUGGUGCUGCCAAAAUACAUGAUUUCUGUUUCGGGAUUCCUUAUGGUGGUCUUGUUCUAAGUGGAGGCUUUCUUGGUUUUCUAUUUACAAGAAAUGUUACAGCUCUAAGCACCGGUGUUCUUUUUGGAGGUGCUCUGCUUGCCCUUAGCUUCUUAAGCUUAAAGAUCUGGAGGCAAGGAAAAUCCAGCAUACCAUUUGUGCUAGGACAAGCUGCACUCUCAGCAGCUCUUGUCUGGAAGAAUUUCCAGGCAUAUUCAGUGACAAAGAAGCUGUUUCCAACAGGAUUUUAUGCUGUCGUCAGUGCUGCAAUGUUGUGCUUCUUUUCUUAUGUGAUGAUCUCUGGGGGAAAUCCACCACCAAAAAAAUUGCAGUCUUCAAGUGGCUUGUCAUGAUGAGAUUUCAACAAGGUCAGAUAUAAAAUCUAUACAAUAAGAGUUUUCAGACUAUAGGAGUAUGAGGCUUUACUUUUAUUUGAUUCAAAGCUGCAUGAGUUAGCCAUACUGGUGAGUUGGGUUGCAGUCGGAGUAAGUACAACUAUAUGGUCUACCCGGUCAAUUAGAAUGUGUUAUAUUUGGCCCGUACAAAUACGAAAAACAAGUAUAUGAGAUGUUGGCCUAAUUAUUUUUUAAAUCCAAAUUUUUGCAUCUUUUAUCAGUUA